Molecule: messenger RNA, 1612 nt
Organism: Caenorhabditis angaria
Lineage: Eukaryota; Metazoa; Nematoda; Chromadorea; Rhabditida; Rhabditidae
Source: the annotation of a GenBank genome assembly
AUGGAAUCCACGUCGAAAAUCAACCAUGCUGUGAUGAAUGCACAACAGGAUGCUUUUGUGAUAUCAAGUAGUCGUGGAGUCAAGGUUUUCAAUACAGAACCUCUGGUUUUGCUCAAAAGUAUUGAUCCUGAAUGUAAGAUUUUAAAAUUGAUUGGAAAAAAUAAUACUGUGCAAAAGGCGCAGGCAAAAAAGCUUUGUGUCGCGGCGAGACCCAUGUUUUUGUGUGCUGCGCCUUCAAACAGGAGUACGGUGCUAAUAUUUUUUUUUUAUUUUUUUGAAAUGAAAAUGAAUUUACAAAAUGUUUAUUUCCAAGUUUUGAAUAAAAGCAAUGUAUUUUUGCAGACACUGGAAAUGCUCGAAUCUCCAGCAUUCUCCAUCGAUCCAACCUAAUUUGCUUCGUCGGCGCCGGAAAACACACCAAAUACCCCUCAAAUACCGCAUUUGUAUGGGACGAUAAACGACAAGAAAUAGUGCUAGAAUAUACAGUUCCAGGCGGUCCAAUUCUCAAUGUUUUGAUGUCUUCAACAAGAUUAGUCAUCGUGCAAGCAAAGAAAAUACACAUUUUCUCAUUUCCCAAUAAAAGUAAAUUGAUCCGCGCUGAAGAAAUUCGACUAAAUCCAACUGGAUUGGCUUCAAUGAGUGUUGAUGAUUUAACCGGGCAACAUCUAGCUUUUCCUGGUUUCAAAAUGGGAAGUGUGAGAUUAAUGAAUCUCAACAGUUUGACCGAAUUCGAAAGUUUAUCUCCAACUUCAAUCGAUGCGCAUGAAUCGGAAAUUUGUCAAUUGGCUAUUAAUAAUCAGGGAACACUUUUGGCAACUGGAAGUGUUAAAGGAACAAUUAUUCGAGUUUUUGAGACGAGAACUCAAAGAGCUUUGACUGAAUUGAGAAGAGGAAAUGUGCAAGCAACUUUGCAUUGCUUGUCUUUUUCAUCUUGCUCCACUUUUUUGGCGGUUUCCAGUGAUAAAGGAACUAUUCAUGUUUUUGGGAUUAGAGAUUCUGGUUAGUGAUUUUUUCAUGAAAACUAUUAGUUAAAGAAAUGCGGUUCUAGCCUAAAAUACCUUAAAAACCACAAGAAACCUCAAUUUUCAUUAAAAACGUUGAGAUUUACAACAAAAUCUAUAAUUUCAUCUAAUUUCCCUAAAAAACUCACAUUUCUCAUAGGAAUUCCAAUAAAUUCGAUGAUUUUCACGAUUUUUCCGACAAAAUUCACAGAAAUGUUCGAAUUUUAAAGAAUGGGGCGCUUUUGCCAUCACGUUUCAAACAGAAAAUUGCAUUUUUCAGCAAUUUCUGGUCUAAAAUUAUCGAUUUUUCAUGAAUUUUCACCUGAAAACCUCCCAAAUUUCCAGAAGAUUCCUCCGCCAAACGUCAAGUUCUCCGACACGUUGGCAUCAAAGGCAAUACAAAUAUCGCCAAAGUCUCCCUGGCUCCUAAAGUCUUGGCAUGCGGUUUCACAAAAGCCACCUCGAAAUCGCUGCAAAGUUUGGCUGUGAUUUGCGAAGAUGGAAGUUAUCAUCGAUUUUCGUUCAAUGCUGAUGGAAAUACACAACGAGAAGGUUAUGAUCAAUUAUUGGAAUUGGCUGAUGAACAGGAAUUUUGGACCAAGGAUAUUUGA